CUUCAGACGUGAAGUAGAAUCUCCCUCGUGACCCCUCAGCCUUAUUUAUCCAGGCUCGACACCGUGCCGCCGUGCGCUCGCGCUUUCGGCACCCGCGCUCUCCACAGCCCUCGCCAGGGGCAGCGCCCAGCGCCAGCACGCAGUACUCCUAGUUUGGUGCAUUUAGGUCGUUCGGUUGUGCGCUAGCUGCUGAACAUCAGUCGUCGCUUUGGCUUGAACUUCGCAAAGAUGUCCGCGGCAAUGGCUAUGCUGGCCGUCGCGGUCGUGGCACUCUUCGCUCACGGGGCCACGGCCGCAUCCAUCGAUUGGCAGUGGCACACGGGCCGCGCGACCCACUACGGCGGCGCCGGAGACCCAUGGAGCAUCCACAACGGCCACUGCGGCUACGGCUACCUCGACCCCAGCGUGGGCACCGGCUGGGACAUAGCGGCGCCCUCCGACCAGAACUGGGACUACGACUCCAGUACCAGCAACUGCGGUGUGUGCUACGAGAUUGCCUGCAACGGAAUGGACUUCAGUGACUUUUAUGGUAACUACCUGGAGCGCACGGACGUGUGCUACAACGGCGGAGAGACUAGCGUGGUGGUGAUGGUUUCCGACAUCUGCCCCUGCUACUAUCCGUCCAACCAGUACAGCAACAAGCGCUGGUGCUGCGGCGACAUGCAGCACUUCGAUGUGUCCGUGUUCGCCUUCGAGAAGCUGGCGGAUGUCAAGUGGGGCGUCAUCGGCAUUAAGUACCGCCGCGUGCCGUGCGACUACCAGCCCGCCAAGAAGGCCUACCGCCCCAGCUCCGCGGCCGCCGCGCAAGAGUCCACGUCCGCGCCAUGGAACUGGAAUUCGUCCAAGGACAAGCGCUGGACGCUGUGGAGCCAGAAGCAGAGCUGGAACUUCGGUGACGCCACCUACUCCUCCACCGCCGGCCUGCAGGUCAGCGCCUCCAGCUCGUCGUCCUCCUCCGGCUCGUCCUCUUCCUCCAGCUCCUCCGCCGCCUCCAGCGUGGGCCAGCAGUCCUCCGUCACCAACGCCUACUUCGGCGGCUUCAUGCAGGGCUGGAGCGACUCAGGCUCCUGGGGCAUUGCCAAGUGGGACCGCGACUCGUCCUGGGGCUUCGACGGCCAGCAGGCCUACUGCGUCACCCUGUCCGGCUACGGCGGCGCCAAGUUCAACGCCUGGAGCGGCGCGCUGUCUUCCAAGCGCACCCUGGAGUUCUGGGUCCGCAUGAACGACGGCGCCGCGCCCGACGUGACCAUCAAGCUGGCCUCGCCCAAUGGCGGCUGCAAGGACGUGCGCCUGCGCGACCUCACCCCCAACGACAGCAAGGCCGGCUGGCAGCGCUACUGGGUGCAGCUCACCUCUUUCGACUGGCGCGGCCGUAACGACGGCGGAGCAUUCAGCGGCUGCAGCGACAGUGUGUCGGACUGGGACGUGAACACGCUGUUCUUCACCAACAACUGGGGCAGCAACCAGUACUUGUGCCUGGACCAGAUCAAGCUCUUCUAAAACCUGAUGGCUGCUGCCGUCGUUGUCUCUCCUUAGAUGGCUACCGUUAGCUUACCUGUGGCAGUGCUGAUGCUUCAUGGUUUGGGGAUGCACUGCAGAUUGUAGGUGGCGUACGUAGUGUAGGGAAGUGGACAUUCGCAAACAGGACUGGAUGGAGUCCGACGCAUGGUAGGUGCCGUGUGAAGAUGUGCAUGAGGUUGCUUUUCAAUUACAUAUAAAACUCGGCUGGGUAGGGGAUACAGCAUACGGUAGUUGAUACAGCAUUAGCCCAGGAAGUUGAAGAGACAUGGCGAAAUGAGGGGCAGCCGCAUCUACAGGCGUGCAUGGCGAUGGUGGAAACCUUCGCACUCUUACUUGCUCCUACUUGUGGGGCAAGCAGGUGGAGGCAUGAAUAAAUGAAGUGAACAAGAC
Molecule: messenger RNA, 1911 nt
Organism: Chlamydomonas reinhardtii
Lineage: Eukaryota; Viridiplantae; Chlorophyta; Chlorophyceae; Chlamydomonadales; Chlamydomonadaceae
Exons: 10
Coding region: 229-1500 (423 amino acids)
Biological process (GO): plant-type cell wall organization
Source: RefSeq, a predicted model, not a curated record